CUAAUAGGCUAUAUCAGCCCGGCAGGAGGGGUAAUACGGGUCUGGUUAUUGCAAAGCUCGUUUGAUUACAAAAAAAAAGAGAAAGUCCGGUCACGAGAUAUCCAAAUUGUCCUGUGGCAGUGGUGUAAUGCUAGGUUAUCACUGCACCGGAGUGUGCACCAACAAAGGAAAAUUCCGGAACACGUGAUAUGCAAAAUAAUGUUUGGCAGUGGUGUAAUGCUAAGUUACCACUGCCCCAGAGUGUGAUCACGCUUCAGAAGUUCUACAACUGAGCUCUCGAUUUAUCAAGCGAGGACAGCGGUGUGUGGUAGCAGAAAAGCUUGAGUGUCGGAGUCAGUGUAACCAUGCCUAUUUUUCUUCUGUUCACGAAUCUGCCAGCAAGUGCCAUCCCAAAGGGGUUUCUGUUGGAAACCACAAAAAUGAUCUCUAAAACUGUUCGGAAACCGGAAGAGGGUGUUGCAGUGAGGAUUCAUCCAGAUCAGAUGAUGAGCCACGGGGGUACGACUGAUCCAUGUGCCAACUCCGAGCUGCAGAGUAUCGGACACAUGGGGAAUGAGGAAAACAUUCAGAUGUCCAAAGACAUUUCAGAAUUCCUGCAACAAAAGCUUGGUAUUGAUCCUAAAAGAAACUACAUCAAAUUCACCGACAUGAAAGCAUUUGAAGUUGGAUGUGAGGGGACCACGUUUGAAAUCUUGUGGAAAUAAAACAGUGUGGGCAAAAUAUUAACUUCAAUACCUACCAAUCAACUCAAAUGAUCCAUAGUAUCAGUGGCGAAGACGCAUAAGCAGCAUCUAUGUCAUAUGGCGGGGGUGUAACAGUUCAAUACACGCCAAUGAGAAGCUUUAAGAACCCAUCACUGCAAUAAGUAAUAUGACAUCUGUUGUUGAGAUGUACCAGGUGGAGCAGGUGUGGUAUUUCCCUUGAACGUAUUAACUGUUAUUCUGAAGUAAUUAGAAGAGUGCUAUGAAGUGAAGUGUUCAUUAAAAUAGAGUCACAUUUCAUAAGCCAUACUUUCGUAACUAAUGGUAAUUUUCAAUCUAAGAUGGCCCAAAGUUGGGUAUGCAAUUUUCCAGCUUCAUGUGCAACAAGUGUCAUGCAGUCUAAGGUUAAGAGAUAUCAAGCUGUCUCGUACUUCUCCAUGCACAUAUGAAGUCUAUCUAUCUAUCCACGCUGAACUUCACAGGAUGAUUUCUAUAGAGCUAUUUUUUGAAGAGGAACAUUGGUAACAAAUAAGCAGAAACUGACAAGUUUGAUUUGGAAGUUGCAUAUUUUAAAAUCAAAUUUAUUCAAUUUGCCUGUAUACCCAAGAAUUGUGCAAAUUGUGGUCAAAUAAUAAACAUGUGCAACUGGAAA
This is a messenger RNA of Haliotis rufescens (red abalone), 1353 nucleotides long. RefSeq names its product macrophage migration inhibitory factor-like. The transcript has 3 exons. The coding region runs from base 345 to 704 and encodes 119 amino acids. The record is from RefSeq and is a predicted model, not a curated record. Gene Ontology annotation, molecular function: cytokine activity; phenylpyruvate tautomerase activity. NCBI's taxonomy places the organism in Eukaryota, Metazoa, Mollusca, Gastropoda, Lepetellida, Haliotidae.